AUGCCUGUAGCCACCGAAAAUAAAAGUGUGUUCAUUCAUAGCACGUCUCACUCAAGCUCACGUUGUCGGUCUCUACUUCUGCUAGACGAGAAGGUUAAUCUCGCAUCUUCGUGGUACCGUUCCGACGCUAUCUAUCAACUUGAGCGUCGAGCGAUCUUCUCUAAGAAAUGGCUCUUCCUCUGCCACAUAAACCGCUUUACCAAGACGGGAGAAUACGUCAGGUUCACGGUCGCUGGCUAUAAUUUCUUUGUUAUCAAGGAUCGCGAAGGCCAAAUCAACGCUUUCCACAACGUCUGCCGCCACCGCGCAUUUCCCAUCAUUGGCAGCAAGCAUGAGGGGGAGGCAGACCCUUUAACAGAGGCUGGCCAGGUUUCUGUGUUGGCUUGCAAAUUCCAUGGUUGGAGUUACACGAUGAAGGGCAAGCUCGCCAAAGCUCCCGGGUUCGACGAGGUCGAGGGCUUCGAUGGAUCCAAGAACAGUCUCUUUGAUAUCCGAACCCAUGUGGACAAGCUUGGCUAUUUGUAUGUCAACCUUGACACUUCUCCCAACUACAUCAAGUGGGAGGAACAAUUUGGUAACGUCGAUGAUCAGCCAAGAGUAAAAGGGUUCGACACGGAAAAAUACAAAUUCGCGUUCAGCUGGUCUUUUGAGAAUUGCCAAUACAACUGGAAGACUCUCGUUGAUAACUACAACGAAUGCUACCAUUGCAAGGUCGCUCAUCCGGGGAUAGCAAGCACUGUGGACCUGAAGACGUACUACGUCCAAGGUCAGCAUAGCUACGUCGCCCACUUCUCGCCCCCUAAACCGGAGAAUGCGGAGCGAGAGGACAACGGAUCUAUCGUCGCAACUUUCCUCUUCCCAUUUGCAUCGAUCACCCUCAUGCCUGCGUAUGCGUAUACCAUGCGGGUCGUCCCAAUAGAUGCUCACCGGACUGAGAUGCAAUAUGACGUUUAUCGGCACGUCGAUGCAACGGAUGAAGCUUUUGACGAGACCCACAAGUUCUUCGUUCAGGUCGAGAACGAGGACAAAUUUCUUUGCACUAACGCCCAGAAGAACAUGGAAGCUGGCAUCUACCAAAGUGGUCCCUUGCAUGACAGACAAGAGCGAGGCGUGCUGUACUUCCAGGGCCUCGUCAAAGAGGCGCUCACUUCUCACCGUGCGCUCGAAGAGGAGGCCGGUCGCGAGAUAUUCCCUGCGCUACCGGAUGGUGGGCUGACGAGCAAGGAAGACAUCUUCUGUUCCAAGCUCGAGUCCAAGUGCGGCCCUAACAAGGUGCUGGACUGGUGAAACUCCUGUGGCACUCGGUGGGAUCGGGUACGGAUGUAGGAGUACGGAAUGUCAGAUUGUUGUAUUAUGUACGAUUCGUGCACAAGGCAGGAUGGAAGCAGUC
Molecule: messenger RNA, 1390 nt
Organism: Heterobasidion irregulare TC 32-1
Lineage: Eukaryota; Fungi; Basidiomycota; Agaricomycetes; Russulales; Bondarzewiaceae
Exons: 13
Coding region: 1-1287 (428 amino acids)
Molecular function (GO): 2 iron, 2 sulfur cluster binding; iron ion binding
Source: RefSeq, a predicted model, not a curated record